GUUAGUGGGAGAGAGGGAACCCUUUAUUGCAAGCCUGGCUCCUUAGGCGGGAGGCUAUGAAAGAUUCAAGCUGGAAAGGACUGAUCCAGGGUCACAAGGCAGGGAUGCUCUUACCCCAGGUGCCUGUCACCAAAGCAGUUUCGGAAACAACAAGAACAUGCAUUCUUUCCAAAAAAUGGAAAGAUGCUGCCGCAAGAGAUGCACAGGAGGAGAGGAGUGUGGGGGCUGGAGGACCUGUUCCCUACCCCCAUCACCCACAGAUUUCCCUACCCCAUCUUCUGCCGACCUCUCCAAAGGGGCCUCCCUGGAGCGGCAGCCCUCCCGCCCCGGCUCUUUCCCUCCUCUCCCUCCUAGGGUCCAACUGCUGUCGCUUCAGGCUUUGCCAAGGAGGAGGGGACUGCAGUGACAGCAGGAAUAGCAAGAGUGGGAGGCAGGACAGCGCCUGGGUUGCAGAGCAGUAUGGGGAGGGAGGUACCAAGGGCAGGUGGUUAGGAGACCUAGAGAGGGCUGAGGAAGAGCAGGGUGAGGGGAAUGGAACUGUAACAGAGUGCAGCCAGGGGCACUUGGAGGUGGCAGAGCCUCUCAGCCAUGUCCAGAGGAAAGCCAUGCUGGUUCGCAGGUCCCCUGUGCAGCCCUAGGCUGAGCUUGGCCCUGGUGCUGCUGGCCCUGGGGACUGUGGGGGCCCAGGAGGGCUCUGAGCCCGUGCUGCUGGAGGGCGAGUGCCUGGUGGUCUGUGAGCCUGGCAGAGCAGCUGCAGGAGGACCCGGGGGCGCAGCCCUGGGAGAGGCGCCCCCUGGCCGAGUGGCAUUUGCGGCAGUCCGGAGCCACCAUCACGAGCCAGCCGGGGAAACAGGAAACGGCACCAGUGGGGCCAUCUACUUCGACCAGGUCCUGGUCAAUGAGGGUGGCGGCUUUGACCGGGCCUCCGGCUCCUUCGUGGCCCCCGUCCGAGGCGUCUACAGCUUCCGGUUCCAUGUGGUGAAGGUGUACAACCGCCAGACGGUUCAGGUGAGCCUGAUGCUGAAUACAUGGCCCGUCAUCUCAGCCUUUGCCAACGACCCUGACGUUACCCGAGAGGCAGCCACCAGCUCCGUGCUGUUGCCCCUGGAGCCCGGGGACCGGGUGUCCCUGCGCCUGCGUCGGGGGAACCUGCUAGGUGGCUGGAAGUACUCGAGCUUCUCUGGCUUCCUCAUCUUCCCGCUUUGAAAGCUCAAGCCUUUCCAGGAUAGAAAUCCCCAGCCCCUGGCCAUGGUAUUGAGCCCUCUCCCUGCCCCAAAAAGGCAGCAUGUUUGGGGGCAGGGAAGAGAUUCCUGCAAGCUGCUCUGAUUCCUGCUCCUCACAUGGGACUGUGUGCCAAACACCCCAGGGUAAGAGUGGCACUGUGACAACUCUAGACCUGGCACUGCUCACGUAGGUGCCCCACCCCCAGGUGCUCUCCCAGCCUCCCUCCGCAGGCCUUUCUGCCUGCAGGCCCCCAGGACCUGGGCUGAGCUUGGCAAAGAGGGAGGCUUGCACUCGCCUGCAGUGAGCUCUGCUCCUCCUGUUCCCCCAUCCUGACUUCCUGCUCACUGCUGUUUGGAGCCAGGUGGCACAGGUGAGCCUGACAGGCCCCUACAGGGGCCCAGAUGGACCAGCCUUGGCUCCUUCCUGUGAGGAAUGCCAGCCCUGCAGACCUCGGCCAGCACCAUCAGAGGCUGAGUCAGGUUGUGGGCUGGGGCAGGAGGCUCUGCCACAAGCACAAGUGUGGGAAGACCCACAGAGCAGUCAGCGACUGUGGCUGGUGAAGAGGGAAGGGGGUAUGUGUGCAGCAUGGACGUGGUACAUGUCACGCAUGUCUGUUGGGGCAGCCUGUGGGCGGAGAGCUGGCCGUCCAUCUGUGCUAAUUCCCAAGUGGACUCUGCCCCUCACCUCCCUGCCUGAGACUUGGGUGUGUAUGUUUGGUGUGGCCAGCAGCAGUGUAUGAAGCUGGAGGUGGGGGUGGCAGGUCAACUGUGUGCCAGGGAACCUGUCAAUGACCUUGUGUCCUCUUGCUUGGCCACCUCCUAGAACGUCUGCAACGUUAACCCGGAACUCUGGUCAUUCCACACUUUGAGUGCCACCUCCCUUCUCCCAGCCUGUCUCUCUUCCCACCCUCUCUGCACCUGUUUUGGCCCAUCUCCACUUCUCUUUUCUUCCUCUUCAUCCACACUUACUCUCCUGCAUAACCUUCCAGAGUUCUUAUGACUCAUUCCUUUAACCACUUUCCUACCAACUUCAUUCUUUCUCUCCUCCCAUCUCUCUCUCCACCCUCCCUCCCUUUCCCGCACU
Ochotona princeps (American pika) is the source of this 2307-nucleotide messenger RNA. RefSeq names its product cerebellin 3 precursor (gene CBLN3). Lineage: Eukaryota; Metazoa; Chordata; Mammalia; Lagomorpha; Ochotonidae. Gene Ontology annotation, molecular function: protein binding. The transcript has 3 exons. The record is from RefSeq and is a predicted model, not a curated record. The coding region runs from base 589 to 1206 and encodes 205 amino acids.